AUGCCCACACCCACAUUUAAACAGAACGCCUGGAUGAAGAACGACGGAUACAAACGGUCCGAUUCGUCUCGCUCUCGAGGUUCAGCUGGUGCUUCAUCAGUUCGUACCGAACGUCGUUCAAGGCGACCGGAUACCUUCACGGACUUGGAAGGUGAAGCGAGUGAAGUGAAAGAUUUGGAUCCGGAAGAGCUAGCGGCGGAAAACGAGCGCAUCGACCGUAACUGGUAUCAGAUGGAUGACGGAUACGACGGAGACAACAAUCCAUUUGCUGAUAUACCGGAAGAAUACGCUGCUAAAAAGGAACGCCAGUUAGCUGAGCGCCGGAAACGAAAUAAGCAUCGGUUGACGGCACGCGCAGUUCAAGUGCACAAGGACAAUCAGGCUUGGGAACACAAUCGUAUGAUCAGAUCUGGAGUAGUACAGCGUCUGGAUUAUGACGAAGACGAGGAUUUCGAUGAAGAGGGCGAGGCCCGAGAUCCGGAUUGCAUAAUGGCUAAAGUAGCUCAAAAGGGGAGUGCCAUGGUCCGUUAUUUCCGAGAGCAAAAGGAACGCAAACGAGCUCAGAAAAAGGAGUGGCAGCUAGCGGGAACACGAAUUGGAGAGGUCAUGGGAAUCAAAGCACCUGAAGAAGCCGAUGACCAAUGGAAUGCUGAUUCUCAUCGCCAAGCCCAGACAUUUGCGGACAAGGUCGGUGACAUGAAAUCUGAAGCAGUCAGUGAAUUUGCCACCCAGAAAACACUUACGGAACAAAGACAGUAUUUGCCCAUUGUUGUAAUUGUUGGUGAGACUGGAAGUGGGAAAACGACACAACUCACUCAAUAUUUACACGAGGAUGGGUAUACAACAUACGGAAUGGUUGGUUGCACCCAGCCCCGUCGUGUUGCGGCUAUGUCUGUAGCGCGCCGUGUGGCUGAUGAGAUGGGCACGCAUCUCGGAGAACAAGUGGGCUACGCUAUUCGUUUCGAGGAUUGCACUUCGUCCUCAACAAUAAUCAAAUACAUGACUGAUGGUAUUUUGCUUCGGGAAUCGUUACGGGAAUCCGACCUUGAUCCGUACUCCGCAAUCAUCAUGGAUGAAGCUCAUGAGCGGUCAUUGAACACAGACGUGUUAUUUGGAUUAUUACGUGAGGUCGUCAGUCGAAGGAACGAUCUCCGCUUACUAAUCACAUCAGCCACCAUGGAUGCCGAACGGUUUGCUCAAUUUUUCGGGGAUUGUCCCAUCUUUCGGAUUCCCGGUCGUACAUUCCCGGUAGACAUUCAGUUCAGCAAAACCACAGUGAUGGACUAUGUGGAUGCUGCAGUGAAGCAAGCUAUUCAAGUACACCUUGGCUCUCCUCCUGAUGGUGAUAUCUUGAUAUUUAUGCCCGGCCAAGAAGAUAUUGAAGUUACUUGUGAAUUGAUCGCAGAACGACUAGGAAAUCUGGAUGAGGCACCCCCGUUGUCUAUACUCCCUAUUUAUUCUCAGCUCCCAAGCGACUUGCAAGCGAAAAUCUUUGUCAAGGCCGAAAACGGUAUUCGAAAGUGUGUCGUGGCCACAAACAUCGCGGAAACAUCACUCACCGUUGAUGGAAUCCGCUACGUGAUCGAUUCGGGCUAUUGUAAACUGAAGGUGUUCAAUCCAAAGAUUGGUAUGGACGCUUUGCAGAUAUUCCCCAUUAGUCAGGCGAACGCUAAUCAACGUGCUGGUCGUGCAGGUCGUACCGGUCCUGGUGUUUGCUAUCGUCUAUACACAAUAAGUCAAUUUCAAGAGGAAAUGUUGAUUACCGCGGUACCGGAAAUUCAGCGUACCAACUUGGCCAAUGUUGUGCUUUUACUGAAAUCAUUGGGCGUUCAAGAUUUGAUGCGUUUUCAUUUCAUGGACGCUCCUCCACAGGCCGGGAAGAAGAAUCUGAUAAUGCCCGUGAGAAGUUUCAAGUUCCCGAAUCGGAUCAUCUCACGNCUCACGCUGUUAAAUGUCUACACGCAGUGGCGAAAAUCAGGCUAUUCUUCCGGUUUCUGUGCACGACAUUUCUUACACCUCAAGGCGAUGCGAAAAGUGCGUGAGGUUCGACAACAGAUGAAGGAAAUUAUGGAGCAACACAAUAUGAACCUGCGGUCCAUCGGAAGUGAUUGGGAUGUUGUUCGUGAAUGCCUGUGCUGUACGUUCUUCCACCAAGCAGCUCGCAUCAAGGGUCUGGGUGAAUACGUCAACUUACGUACUGGUAUGCCCUGUCAUUUACACCCGACUAGCGCAUUGUACGGUAUGGGUUACACACCUGACUACGUAGUUUAUCAUGAAUUGGUCAUGACAACAAAGGAGUAUAUGCAAUGUGUGACCUCGGUGGACGGGAACUGGUUGGCUCGCGUUGGCCCCAUGUUUUACAGCGUCAAAGACCCCAAUCUAACUCGUCUUGAACGUAAAAGGCAAGCAGAGGAGCAGCUGGCAGAUAUGGAACGAGAGAUGCAUAUUGCCGAGGAGCAGUUGACUCGCCGAAGAGAGGAAUUGACUGCUUCAAUGAGCUCUAGUCGCCUGUGA
This is a messenger RNA of Echinostoma caproni, 2514 nucleotides long. NCBI's taxonomy places the organism in Eukaryota, Metazoa, Platyhelminthes, Trematoda, Plagiorchiida, Echinostomatidae. The record is from the annotation of a GenBank genome assembly.